This is a messenger RNA of Rhagoletis pomonella (apple maggot), 1143 nucleotides long. RefSeq lists its product as uncharacterized. The transcript is spliced from 2 exons. The record is from RefSeq and is a predicted model, not a curated record. NCBI's taxonomy places the organism in Eukaryota, Metazoa, Arthropoda, Insecta, Diptera, Tephritidae. Bases 1 to 1128 code for a protein of 375 amino acids.
AUGGCAUUGGAGAAAUUGAUCGAGUCAACACAGCACGAUAUCAGAAGUGAAGCUGUGCGUACUGUGCUGCAAUUCCACCUAAACCAAACUAAGCUGCGACUUGACGAGCUGCAAAUAAGUAAGUCACGAAGAAGACGUUCCAUUGACUGGAUUGAAUCUGCAUGGAAGUGGAUCGCCGGGUCUCCAGAUGCAGCAGAUUGGGAUUACAUCCUCCGUAGCAUGAACGACGUCGUAGUAAACAAUAACCACCAGUACCGCGUCAAUGAAAAGCUCUUCAACGUUACCCGUGAGGCGAUUGAGAAAGCAAAUGAAAUGAUGCUACACAUCAACGCCAUAAACAAAAAUAUUAGCGAAGAGAAUUUGGAGCUUCUGGACUUGAGCAAAGUUCUAAUCCUGAAGGAACAGGUAUCAGAGAUCGUGCAGGCGUGCCAAAUGGCAAAAUCUGGUAUCAUAAACACAAACUUACUUGAUCGAGACGAGGUACAAAGACUUUUAAUAGAAGAAGAUUCGCUGCCAUAUCAAAAUACCAUCGAAGCUAUAGAAUACGGAUCGGCUUCCGUGUAUUCAAACGGUAGUAUCCUUUUAUACGUACUAUCAAUACCAAAAGUCAAACCAGAUGGCUACCGACUUUUAACAACACGCGCCGCCAUCAUAAGGGGACAACACGUUGAACUUAAUGACAAGAAGAUGCUGGUAAACGAAGAAGAAACGUUCGGACUGAACGAGGAUUUUCCUUCGAUUAGCAAUACAACAAUCUGCUCACCCAAAUCUUUAACGAAACUUCCUGAAGACGGAUGCCUGGCUAGAUUAGUGAAGGGCGGCGAUGCUAAAUGCCACUUUGAACCAGACAACAACGUAAUUGUUGAAAUGAUCGCCGAUGCAACAAUAUUUACUACAAACUUUCAAGGACCAUUGAAGGGGAGGAACUACUCCGCGGUCCUCAACGGAACAUACGUUAUUUUACUAAAUAAUGAAACGGUCAUGGUGGGAAAUCAAACGUUCACCAGCAAAUCAGUACGCACAGUGCAGGCUUUGCCACCCGCUUUGGUUAACGUUACAAGUGAUGGGCUGAAUUUAAAUCUGGAGUACAUCCACGGGCUCAGCAUAUAUAAAAUAUUCACCAUCUAAAGCAACUUGGCAAUA